Gadus chalcogrammus (walleye pollock) is the source of this 3037-nucleotide messenger RNA. It is a transcript of the gene gpx8, whose product is annotated as glutathione peroxidase 8 (putative). The transcript has 3 exons. Gene Ontology annotation, biological process: response to oxidative stress. The coding region runs from base 191 to 823 and encodes 210 amino acids. NCBI's taxonomy places the organism in Eukaryota, Metazoa, Chordata, Actinopteri, Gadiformes, Gadidae. Gene Ontology annotation, molecular function: glutathione peroxidase activity. The record is from RefSeq and is a predicted model, not a curated record.
GUGGAUUAUUUAUCUAAAAUAAAACGAAAGGAUACAAUGAAAAAUGUUUGUUGAUGCAUAGUUAGAUAGUACUUUGAUUUAGGAAGUAGAGCUAAUUUACGAGGUCAUAGCAUGUGAAAUCUGAUCCCGAACAGGCUCGCUGCAAUAUGACGUAAAGCCCCUUUUUUUUAAGGAGAUUUACUCCUCCAACAUGGAGGCUCUGGGGGGCUACCCUACGAAGUCGUCUAAAGUCAAAGUAAAUAGGUACACGGUCCUUUUAAGCAUGACAGUUGGCGUUGGCUGUUUAUUUCUUCUUCAGACCAAAUUGUUUACGCCGAGGAAACCAAAGGAUUUUUAUUCUUUCGAAGUCAAAGACGCAAAGGGGAGAACCGUUUCCUUGGAGAGGUACCGUGGAAAAGCGUCGUUGGUUGUCAACGUGGCGAGUCAGAGCGAGCAGACGGAGGAGAACUACCGUUCACUGCAAGAGCUCCACCGAGAGCUGGGCACGUCUCACUUUAACGUGCUGGCGUUUCCUUGUGGGCAGUUUGGCCUCACCGAGCCGUGGGGCACCCGGGAGAUCGAAGCAUUCGCCAAGUCCACCUAUGGCGUGACCUUCCCCUUCUUCAGCAAGAUCAAAAUAAUGGGCUCCGAGGCUGAUCCUGCUUUUAAAUUCCUCACAGAAUCUGCAAAGAAAAGCCCAAAGUGGAACUUCUGGAAGUUUCUGGUCAGUCCGGAAGGGAAAGUGGUUCGAUUCUGGCGAACGGAGGAGCCCAUGGAGAGCGUGCGUCAAGAUGCCGUGGCAUUGGUGCGCGACAUUAUUCUCAAGAAAAGAGUUGAACUGUGACACUUUUUUUGUACUCCUUUGAAUGACACCGGAGUGGAGUGGACAUAUUUGAAAGAGUGUAUUUCCAGACAAAGAAAUAGUCCUAGUGCUGAGGAACCUAGAAGUGUGCUAGACUCAAACCAGUAGCACGGAAAUGUGUCAAAGGGUUCUCAGCGGUCAUGUUGAAAGCAUCAACAAGAACAAUCUGGAUGUGCAUAUGUUUAUUGUGCUGAUUGCAACGGUGAAGAGGUGCUCAGACACACGUGUCAGUGUGCACCUAACCAUGUGCUCAUCCCCAUCUCCUAUAACCACUUUGUACACACAGUAUAGCUGACUACAUUUGGACCGGGAGAACCUUUGAAGAUGUCCAUGCCGAGUGGAGCUUAUUCGAAUUAAUAAAACACAUUUCUGUUAAGUCUCUUAUGAUCUCUUCUAGUCUGCAUUUUGACCGAUUUUAAGAGAUUAUCUAUCUAUCAUAGGUGUCAAUUGACAUGAUUGAUCGAUGCAUCUCAGUGCACCAGAUCUGACCUUGAGGUGGAGGUCUGGUGUGUUGCCUUGCUGUGUCGUUGGGGAUCGAACCACAGACAUCCAGUCAAUCUGACUAGUGAAAAUGUAAAUCUUAUUAAGAAUAGAAAUUCAUGCUAUUUCAUUUUUUUAUUGUAAAAAUGACAUUUAAAAAAAAAAAUCGUAUCUUGUGGCAUUAAAGAUAGAUAAUACGAAGAAUAUAGAACUAGAAAUUCUAAAUACAACCAACAAAAAACAUUGACCGACAUGUAUAGUCAUUUGGUAGAGUUUUUAUUAGAUUUCUAUAACAAAUAGAGCAAAUCUCAUUUCAAACGUUGCAUAUUUUUCAUUGUAAAAGGACUGUUGUUCAAUAUGAAGUGUUCCUCCUCAUAACCAGUUGAAAUCGGAGUGGCCUCAGUGGGAGGAGACAGCACCUUACUGGUUUCCAUGGAUAGUAGGAGGGCAGUAGCAGGUAAGCUGGCAAACACACAACAAACCAGCUAACAAGACACUGCCUUCCAGCCGACCCACUCUCAGCACUGCUUCCUGGACCAGUCCCGUCACUCCCUCAACUGGCUUUUGCAGUUGAAAGACCGCGGACAUGUCUUAACUGAACUCAACGCAUCAGAUCAGAUACGUCCUUAGUUGCACAUUUUUACGUGUGACUGAGAUAUGCAGAAGGCCUGAUAGGCCUCAAACGUUGUCGUGAGCAUAAUAGGGGGACUUGAAAACGUAUAAAUAGUGUGAUGUAGUCUCAGGUAGCAAGUCAGGAUCCAGAGCAUUGUUAGUUGACCAAUAAUACGUCAACUAACAUUGCACUGCCUCCAAACCAGCCACAACUUAAAAAAAUAGAACAUAAAUUGACCAAGUGAUUCCAUACAGCUGCACAGACUUUAUUGUUUUCAAGACGGACUUACAGAUCUUACUGGGAUUUGAUUGAUCGUGGGAUUCAAAAAAUUGAAGUGUUUUAACAAAUGAUGCGUCGGCAAAGGCAACAAGGAGUGUCUGACCGCUGCCAUAAGCACGGCUCCAGUGCCACAACAUACACUCCAUCCUAGAAGUAUUGAGUCCAUUAUUAUACUGCGGUGUGGUGUUUAUAUAGAAUGUAGACCCUCACCUUCUGGGCGGACAACUCCAAGGGACAGUGUUUCCUCUUUUCUACAAAUUCUCCGCGAAGCAUCCUUAGGUUUAUUUUCUUCUUCCCAUCCCAACAGGAGAAGGGAGAUUUCAACAAGUCCUUGGUUCCCACCCAAAAGUCCGAAUAUAAAGUUGUUGACGGAAGAAUCCCCAUGCAAUAGGCCUAUAGCCUACUCUAAAGUGAAAUGCACGGCCUGCAUUAUCAACACACUUGGUUGCGCAUGACAUGCCAUGCGCACCUGCUCUGCCUUCUCGUGGGCGAUAUCUGCCCCUAAAUAAGCGCCCCGGGCGGACUGCAGCGCGGGAAGCACAUCUCGAGGCACGCCAUUGGCGGUUUAAGGGCUUUAAUGGGGGGAUUGUGUGUUCUGUGAUUUUCUUAGUGUUGUGAGUUCCCCUGGAAACUAACUUGGAAAAUGAAAGCAACGCAACAAAGUUAGAUUUGUCAUCGGUGUCAUGUAACAGGACGCAUGCCAAACAAUCAUAAUAGAGUUUUAAUUGUGGCUGCUUUUUUAGCAGGUGGCAACACUUUUUUUUAUUUCAAGUCGAUUUGGAUUGAGAACAUACCAACAUUAAUAUCAUAACCAAUACGAUGAA